This is a messenger RNA of Micromonas commoda, 2271 nucleotides long. RefSeq lists its product with no specific name. The transcript has a single exon. Lineage: Eukaryota; Viridiplantae; Chlorophyta; Mamiellophyceae; Mamiellales; Mamiellaceae. The record is from RefSeq and is a predicted model, not a curated record. The coding region runs from base 1 to 2271 and encodes 756 amino acids.
AUGGGCAAGUCAUCCGGCUGGAUAUACGAGGGUCACGCGCCCCUGAUGGCAAAGCGCGGACGCAGGGGCGAUAAGCGCCGUCGCCUCGUCGGCGCCGUCGUCAUCCUCGGCCUCACCCUCACGGUGGUCAUGACCGCGCGCACGGCGUCGGGCGGAUCGUCGCCUUCCGCGAUCGACGAUCGCUUCGACGACUUCGCGACGCAUGGCGCACGCUUCGGCGGAGGAUCGCGAGAUGAGAUCCGCGGCGACGUGCGGCUGCAUCGCUUCGGGAGCGACGCCGACGCCGCGAGCGCGGCGACGCGAGCGAGCCGCGCGAUGGACUCGAUGAACUCGCUCACCGUCGGCGCCGCGGCCGAUCGAGGCGUCGAGAUGAUGCGCGACCAUCGCCGCCACGAACCAUCGCGCGGCGGCGGCCUUCGCACGACCGACCAUCCGAUAUACCUCGGCAUCGACGACGACGUCCACCGCGCCGUCGACUUCUCGCACCGCCCGCUCGUCUCCCACGGCGGCGGGUGGGAAUCGCAACCCCUCAUCGAAUCCAGAAUACGCCAUCGCGACUGCGGCGUCUCCCAAGCCGCCAUGGCCGCGGCGACCGCGAACGACGCACCGCACGUCGACGCGUCACCCGCGGACGCCGCGAGGUGGUUCAGGCGGUUCUGGGAGCCGUGCGUGUCUUGCGCGGACGAGGAACAGAUCGGAGGCGAGCCCGUGUCCGCGGGAGACGGCGUCGCGAGCGGUUCGGACCAGGUUGAUUCAGAUUCAGAUUCUCCAAUUGACUCGGCGGAUGCGGAAUCGCUGGGCGGCCGGUGGGUGUGCGAUCCCGAACGGAUGAUCGCCACCCCCGAGUCGGACGCGGAGUUCAAGGCGAGGGUGGAGCAGGAGCGCAGGGCGGCGCGCGGCGCGCACGGCUGGCUCCACUCGCUCGGGUUUGGAGGAGGCGGUUCUUCGAAUGACGGGGAAUCGUCGAAGGGUGACGGCGCUUCGCACAUCGGGGAGAAGGUUGGGUGCGUCGUGCUCACCGUGGGCGUGGACAUCGCGAACAGCCGCGGCGGGUUCGCGUUCGAGAGGGACAUGCGCGCGCUGUACGGCUGCGAGGUGCACGUGUUCGACGCGAUGGCCGGGGCGACGCCGCCGGACACGGCGGACGCCGACGCCUUCGACGACGACGACGACGGUGUCGGAGGAGGCGGCGCGGAGAAGAAACCGCGGGCGGCGGCGGGCGGGUCGAUGACGUUCACCGCGGGGGUGUCCCUCGCGUCGACGUCAACCGCCCCGACAGCCGUUACAAAGCCGUUACAAACCGGCAAGCGCCGUCGCGACGCGCCGCUCGACGACGACGACGAUGAGGACGAAGAAGAGGACGAGGAGUUCCGCGGCGAAUCGGGCGACGACGACGACGCCGCCGCCAAGCGCCGCUCGAACUCCCGCGACGCCUCGUGGGACGCCGACGACAUGCGCCCUCGCAAGCAGACGACGCAUUCGGCCUUCCUCUCCGGCGGCGACUCCCGCCCGUUGACCGACGCAAACGCCUCGCCGGAGACGACCUACUCCAUGACCCUGCCGGAGAUGAUCGACGUCGCGACGCGCGGGUCGGCGAGCAGGAGCAAGGACGGAACCAGUGGCGGCCACCACGCGCUCGUCGACGUCGUCCGCAUCGCGUGCGACGGGUGCGAGCUGGACGCGCUGACGACGCCCGGCGCGUCUAGAGCGCUAAAGGAACGCGUGAAGCAGCUGCUCCUGGAGGUAAGGUACGUGCCUGGCGAUGCGCCGUUCGUCGUUCGUGCGCGGGCGAGUUCGUUCGGGGGCGGUAAGAAGGCGGAGUCGUCGUUCUCCCGGGAGGUUGACGACGGAGAGGACGGUUUCGGUGCCGACGACGCUGACGUGGCGGAUGACGAUUCGCCAGCUGGCGCCGACUCGUCCUCCUCGGACGCCGCCUCAGGAUCCACCGCCGCGUCCGGCACCGCGGGGCUGUGGCGCAGUCUCCAGGUGGACGCUGGCAUGUUACCCUUCCACAAGGAGGUGGAGAUCGUGGACGUGUCCCGCGAGCACCACGUCGGGCACCACGGCGGAUCGGAUCCGCUUCGAAAGGGCGUCACCGUGAAGCGCAAAUCCGUCGGAUUCUUCGGGUCGCUCUUCGGAGGCGGCGGCGGCGGCGGCGCGCGGGGCGGGCGUCGCGGCGCGGAGGAUCUCAGGCCCGUCGUCGAGUACGGGCUGAUCAACGAGCGGAUGGUUCGGAAGACGAAGGGACGCGCGGGGACGAGGGACUGGUGA